UGCAGCAAAUUGUAAGGAAAAACUUUCUUACAAAAUGGGUAACAUCACGUCGAUGCAGUACAAAUUCAUACAUUUUCCAUAUAAUAUUCUCAAGUACCUUAAAAGUAAUGCAAGUAUUAGAAUGUAUUCAUCAUUGUCGCAUAUAGACGAAACCGGUAGAGCGAAUAUGGUAGAUGUUGGUUUGAAAAACGACAGUAAACGCAUAGCGAUAGCAAAAGGUUUCGUAAAAAUAGGUCCUGUUAUCAGUAAUUUAAUUGCGGAAAAUAAUGUAAAAAAAGGCGAUGUGUUAUCGGUGGCUCAAUUGGCCGGUAUUAUGGCAGCGAAACGUACUUCUGACCUCAUACCAUUAUGUCAUCCGCUCUCCUUAUCUUAUGUAAAUGUACGCUUAAAAUUGAACGAAAAAUCGUACACAGUCGAAAUCACGUCGGAGGUCAGAUGUACCGGCAAGACUGGCGUCGAAAUGGAAGCUUUAACCGCAGUGAGCAUAGCGGCUCUCACGAUCUAUGAUAUGUGUAAGCAUGCGGCUAAACCUGGUACAAUGGAAAUAUAUGGUAUAGAAUUGGUGUCCAAAACGGGUGGCACAAAGGGUGACUUUGCGAUAGAUAAAGCUUAAAAACGGUAUCUUCAUCCUAUCGACCGCACGUAUCAUCGACAGGAUGAAGAUUCAUUCUGCUGUGAUUAUUUAUUAAAUAACAGAACAGAGUACAAGAUUCUAAAACGUGCAAAUAUGUCUAAAGAAAAACAAUUAUUAAUGUAUUUAGAUUAUCUGAAAUGUCUAUUAUGUAUAGGAUUUUAUAUAUAUUUUAUAAUAUAUGGCAAGGGGAGAUAUAACUACAUUUUACAUACAUAUAUAUAUAUAUAUAUUAGUGAUAAAAGAAUUAUUAAUGUUACGUAAUUAUUAAUUUUUUUUCGAAAUGGCUGUAUGUUCAGCCUUGUCUAUUAUUUUUGUAGUUCUAUACAUGUCAAUAAUAUAAAAAUAAGCUAUUAUAUCGUUCCGCACAACGAAAACCAUGACCGUUCCGGCUUGGGACAUUCGACAACUUUUUUUCUUAAUUUUUCUUUUUAUAAUUUAAAAAGACCUUUCGUAAAUUACGUAAAAUCUUAAAUGUAAGUGGAAAAAAUGUUGGGUAGAAAAAAACAGUAAUUAUAGCAAAAGUCAUGAAUCAGACGCAGAUAUGCAUAAUCAGGUAGAGAUAUAUUUACGUGAAUAAAAAAUGUGUCUGUAAUUUAAGUAAAUACGUAUAUAUUUAUUUAAAUCAACGAGGUAAUUAUCGGAAAAAUGUUACUACGAUUAUGUACGGAAUGUUAGAAAAAAGUUUGUAAAGAAUCCGUACGUAUUGUUGUGAAAGCCAGAAGAGAAAUUAGGAGCAGAGCGCAAUAAGUGGAAAUAACCACCAGCGCUUGUAUUGUUGUACCUUGAGAGAACUUCCGACUUGCUCUUUUUAAUAAGCAUUUAAUAUUACCGCGAGGAUGAACGCCGAGGGAACGAAAGCACCCGUUGAAGAAAACACAAAGAGGUGGUAAAAUACGUAAACGGAUCUUGCCAAGAGAGUUCUCCUAUAUUACGAGUCAUACAAAUGAUUUAUAUUGUAUUUUUUAAGAAUAUUGUUACAUUGUUGAAAGAUUUUAUCGGAAUAUAUUGUUUAAUAUACAAGAGAAA
Monomorium pharaonis (pharaoh ant) is the source of this 1660-nucleotide messenger RNA. Its product is annotated as cyclic pyranopterin monophosphate synthase. NCBI's taxonomy places the organism in Eukaryota, Metazoa, Arthropoda, Insecta, Hymenoptera, Formicidae. Gene Ontology annotation, biological process: Mo-molybdopterin cofactor biosynthetic process. The coding region runs from base 35 to 613 and encodes 192 amino acids. The transcript has a single exon. The record is from RefSeq and is a predicted model, not a curated record.